UUUAAAACAUCACUCAAAGCGAGCGGCCUACUGGUCCCCUCGAUAGUUGCUCUCCCGGCAUCAGAUCUCAGGGACGGAAAUGGCUGAUGAACAGCCUCCAACGACUUCCAGGCGAAGGGGAAGAGGAGCCGAGGCAUCGGCGCGUUCCGAAGCAUUGGAGCGCCUAAAAGCUCGACUCCGUGGCGGUCGUCGUUCAGACGCCGAAGGAUAUCAAAUUAAGUUGGAUAACCCUAUUUACGAUACUGUGGCCGAGGACGAGUACAAUGCUUUGGUCGCCAAGCGCCGCGAAGAAGCCCGAGGUUUCAUUGUCGACGAUGACGGUCUUGGGUACGGGGACGAGGGGGAGGAGGAGGAUUGGUCAAAAGCUGGGUUCAAUCUGUCCUCCGAUGAAUCCGAUGGCGAUACAGAAAAGCCCAAAAGGAAGAGACAAGAAAAGAAAGAUCCGCAACCUAAAAAGCCAUCGUCUUCACUCUCGGCUGCGGCAGCGAUGAUAGGGGCGCAGAGGUUGUCAUCGAUGUUCACUUCGUCGGUUUUUAAGAAAAGCAGGGAUGAUAAGGCUAAGGGGUUUUCUUCUGAUAGCAUUGUUGAUGAUGUUAUUGCGGAGUUUGCACCGGAUGAGACUGACAGACUAAGACGUAGACGCGGGCCAGCAAAUCCUUCUUCAGGUGCGAACAAUGCUCAGCCGAUUAAUAAUGUUAAGAUCGAGGAAUCAUCGAUUGGAUGUCCUGAUCCAACAGGAGGUCCUUUGUCGUCGGAUUCUGUCGCAAAUGGCAAUUAUGAAUCCGCCAGAGUAGUGAAAAACGAUGGUUAUGGCUUGGGUUCCGAGCAGAACUACGGAAGAGUCAAAGUAGAGGAAACUGCUAAAGAAUCAGAAGAUGGAAGAACUGUUAAUUCCGACGAUGGUCUGGCAUCAAUCAUGCAAACCCCUAGCGGUCCAACAAACGGAGAUGUGACUGAAGAGAAAAUGUUAAAGGAUGUUGAGGUAGAAGCUAAACAAACAAUUGAGAAGGAGGUAUUUCCUCUGAAUGCGAAAGUGAAGGAAGAGGACCCUGCACUGAGUGCGACUGCUGGUUGGCAGGCAGCAAGGAGCGGGGGGGAUGUCAAUGCUGCUGAUUCAAAAGUGGCCGACGAAGCUUUAAAUAGUGAAGAAAACUCACAGUUCAAUCUGGAGGCUGAUGGGUCUCUGCCUUUCUACAUACUUGAUGCCCAUGAGGAAUUCUAUGGAGCUAACACGGGCACCCUGUAUUUGUUUGGGAAGGUCAAAUCAGGUAAUUCGUAUCAGAGUUGCUGUGUUGUUGUAAAGAACAUGCAGAGGUGUGUCUAUGCAAUUCCAAGCCAUCCUUUAAAUCACACUGAUGAGAUGAUGGAACUUGAGAAGGAUGUUGAAGAAUCUGGAAUUUCUCGUACAGACUUUCACAAAAAGCUGCAAGAUAUGGUGUCUGGUUUAAAGAAUGAGAUAGCAAAACAACUGUUAGAUCUGAACGCUUCAACCUUUAGCAUGAAACCUGUUAAGAGGAAGUAUGCAUUUGAAUGUUCUGAAAUACCUGCCGGUGAAAAUUAUGUGCUGAAAAUCAACUAUCCAUUCAAGGAUCCACCCCUUCCAGUAGAUCUGAAAGGAGAGAGUUUCUGUGCUCUUCUAGGAACUCAUUGCAGUGCAUUGGAGCUUUUUCUAAUUAAAAGAAAGAUAAAGGGGCCUUCAUGGCUACUGCUGUCAAACUUCACUUCCCAACUUGCUUCUCGAAGGGUUAGCUGGUGCAAAUUUGAAGUGAUUGUUGACUCUCCUAAAUACAUAAGGAUUUCAACUUCCUCCAAAUCUAGUUUUGAGAUUCCUCCUGUGGUUGUCACAGCUAUAAAUUUGAAAACCAUCAUAAAUGAAAAACAAAACUUAAACGAGAUUGUCUCUGCAUCCAUAGUAUGCUGCCAAAGGGUGAAGAUUGACACUCCCAUGUUGGCUCCAGAAUGGAAGAGACCUGGACUACUGACCCAUUUUACUGUUGUCCGUAAGCUUGAUGGAGGCAUAUUUCCACUGGGAUUCAAUACGGAAGUUACAGACCGAAACACAAAAGCUGGCUCAAAUGUUCUCUGCGUUGAGAGCAGUGAAAGGGCUUUGCUUAACCGUCUGAUGAUAGAAUUCCACAAGUUGGAUAGUGAUGUUCUUGUUGGACAUAACAUCUCUGGAUUUGACCUGGAUGUUCUUCUUCACAGAUGUCAGGCUUCUAAAGUGCCAAGCAGUAUGUGGUCCAAAAUAGGCCGCCUUAAACGCUCUGUGAUGCCUAAACUUACCAGAUUAAGCUCUGUUUUUGGUUCUGGAGCUACUCCUGGCAUCUUGUCUUGCAUUGCUGGUCGUCUUCUUUGUGAUACAUAUUUGUGUGCGCGUGAACUAUUAAAGGAGGUUAGUUACUCUUUAUCUCAGCUAUCAAAAACUCAGCUGAAUAAAGUUCGAAAGGAAGUUGCUCCUCAUGAUGUUCCGAAAAUGUUCCAAUUUGCAGAAUCCCUUAUGGAACUUAUUGAGUAUGGCGAGACAGAUGCAUGGUUGUCUAUGGAACUCAUGUUUCAUUUGAGUGUUCUACCCCUCACGCGUCAGCUGACUAAUAUUAGUGGUAAUUUGUGGGGAAAAACUCUUCAGGGUGCAAGGGCACAGAGAGUGGAGUAUCUUCUGUUGCAUGCUUUCCAUGCAAAGAAAUAUAUUGUGCCAGACAAGAUUCCUUCCCAUGCCAACGAAAGAAAAUUGACAAAACGCAGAGGAACUCAUGGUGUUGAGGAUGUUAGCUUUGAGGAAGUGGAUGUUGACAAUACACGCUAUGACAAUGAUGCUCCUGACAGUGAUCAUGGUAAAAGCAAGAAGACUCCUUCCUAUGCUGGAGGACUGGUUUUGGAGCCUAAAAGGGGUUUAUAUGACAAAUAUAUAUUGCUCUUGGAUUUCAAUAGUCUUUAUCCUUCUAUAAUUCAGGAAUACAAUAUCUGCUUCACGACUGUUGAAAGAUCUACAAAUGGAUCCUUUCCUCGUCUGCCAUCUAGUAAAACAACUGGAGUUUUGCCAGAGCUGCUGAAAAUUUUGGUUCAAAGGAGGAGAAUGGUAAAAUCGUGGAUGAAAACUGCUUCUGGUCUUAAAGUUCAGCAACUAGACAUUCAGCAACAAGCACUUAAGCUUACUGCAAACAGCAUGUAUGGAUGCCUUGGAUUUGCUAAUUCAAGAUUUUAUGCAAAACCACUGGCUGAGCUUAUAACCCUGCAAGGAAGGGAGAUAUUACAAAGUACUGUUGAUCUUGUUCAGAAUAACUUGAACUUAGAGGUGAUAUAUGGCGACACUGAUUCAAUAAUGAUUUACAGUGGACUAGAUGAUAUUGCAAAAGCAAAAGCAAUGGCUGGAAAAGUGAUUCAAGAGGUCAACAAGAAGUAUAGGUGCUUGGAAAUUGAUCUGGAUGGUUUGUACAAGAGAAUGCUGCUUCUUAAGAAAAAGAAGUAUGCAGCUGUCAAGGUGCAGUUCAAAGAUGGCACACCAUACGAGGUUAUUGAACGUAAAGGUCUGGACAUUGUUCGUCGUGACUGGAGCCUAUUAUCUAAAGAAAUAGGAGAUUUUUGCCUUGGUCAAAUUUUGUCAGGAGGGUCAUGUGAGGAUGUUGUCGAGUCAAUUCACAGCUCUCUUCGUAAGGUGCAAGAAGAGAUGAGGAGUGGGCAAGUGCCGUUAGAGAAAUAUAUCAUCACUAAGACAUUGACUAAACCUCCUGAAGCCUAUCCAGAUGCCAAAAAUCAACCGCAUGUUCUUGUGGCACAAAGAUUGAAGCAAAAGGGCUACUCCAGCGGUUGCUCUGUUGGUGAUGCAAUCCCCUACAUUAUUUGCUAUGAGCAGCAGGGCAGUAAUUCAACCAGUGGAACAAGUAUUGCUCAGCGUGCUAGACAUCCCGAGGAACUAAAACAAGAGCAAGGGAAAUGGAUGAUUGACAUUGAUUAUUACUUGUCACAACAGCUUCAUCCUGUUGUAUCACGUCUCUGUGCAUCAAUUCAGGGGACGAGUCCAGAAAGACUGGCUGAUUGUUUAGGGCUCGAUGCAUCAAAAUUUCAACACAAAUCCAGUGAAGCCUUCAAUGGUGAUCCUUCAAAUUCACUCUUGUUUGCUGCUGAAGACAAAGAGAGGUAUAAAGGAUGUGAGCCAUUGGUUUUGUCAUGUCCUAGCUGCUCUGGUACUUUUGACUGUCCUUCCAUCUUUAAAUCUAUUUGUGAAAGUGAAAAGCCAACAAGCUCAGGCAUGGAGGAGUCCAGCUACAAUUUCUGGCGUAAGCUGCGCUGUCCUAAAUGCCCAGAAGAAGAUGGUGUUGCCAGAAUUUCUCCUGCCAUGAUUGCCAAUCAGGUCAAAAGGCAGGCAGACAAGUUUAUUUCAAUGUACUACAGAGGCUUGUUAAUGUGUGACGAUGAAACUUGUAAGUAUGCAACACGAAGUAUCAACCUUCGGCUGGUUGGUGAUUCUGAAAGAGGAACUGUUUGUCCAAAUUAUCCUCGCUGCAAUGGACGUCUUCUAAGACAGUACACGGAGGCGGACUUGUACAAACAGCUUUCAUACUUUUGCCAUGUGUUGGAUACUGUUUCCUGUAUAGAAAAGAUGGAGGAUAAAUCUAGGAUACCGCUUGAGAAAGAGUUGUCGAAAAUUAGGCCAAUGAUUGAUCUGGCAGCAUCGACGAUACAGAAGAUUCGGGAUAGGUGUGCCUUUGGGUGGGUGCAGAUGCAGGACUUGGUCAUUGCUGUGUGAUUUACAAGUACAAUGCCAAUUUUGGCUGGGUUGAUAGUCCAUGCAAAAUGACGUUUCGCCUUUCCUUGUAAAAUCAACACUAGCUAGCUCUUCCAACAAAUCUUGAUAAGUUGAUAUCAUCAUCUUUCUUGUGCGUUGUCAUCGAGUUCGGUUGAAGAUAUGGGGAGUGCAAGCCGCUAUAGUACAACUUCUGGGCAUUUUUGUUUUGGCCAAAACAGGUUUAGUUAUAUGUAUAUAUUAGGAGUAGAAAAAUCUAUUUUUUUUAAUUAUUAAUUAUAUCUUUUUAUACAAAUUAUUUUGCUAACAUAAUAUCAGUAGUGGGAUUUAAAUUCAUGAUUUUGUA
Prosopis cineraria is the source of this 5087-nucleotide messenger RNA. RefSeq names its product DNA polymerase alpha catalytic subunit. The transcript has 31 exons. NCBI's taxonomy places the organism in Eukaryota, Viridiplantae, Streptophyta, Magnoliopsida, Fabales, Fabaceae. Gene Ontology annotation, molecular function: purine nucleotide binding; chromatin binding; pyrimidine nucleotide binding. Gene Ontology annotation, cellular component: alpha DNA polymerase:primase complex. Gene Ontology annotation, biological process: DNA replication; mitotic DNA replication initiation; lagging strand elongation. The coding region runs from base 80 to 4744 and encodes 1554 amino acids. The record is from RefSeq and is a predicted model, not a curated record.